GGAGCUACUUCCAGAUACAAUUACUCCUUCAACAGAGACUUUUUGAUACUUCCCAUAACCAAGUUUUUGAUUCAAUUUCCAUCUCUUUCAAGCAAAAAUGUCGUCGUCUUGCUGUGGUGGAAACUGUGGAUGUGGAGCUGGUUGCAAGUGCGGGAGUAGCUGUAAGGGGUGCAAGAUGUACCCAGACAUGAGCUCCGGUGAGAAGAACACCACUCCUGAUACGCUUAUUCUCGGCGUUGCACCCAGCAAGCAGAGUGGGAAUGAUGGAGCUGCGGGAGCUGAGAAAGAAGGAUGCAUGUGUAGUCCAUGCAUGUGCAAUCCAUGCAUGUGCACCUAGAUGAGGAACGAGUGAUGCAUGCCAUGCCAUGGCAUGGUAUAUGGUAUGGUAUGGCAUGGCAUGGUAGGAUGAUGUUAUGUUAUAUAGAUAAGCAUGCAUGCAGUAGGGUUUUUGUUAUUGUUUAUGUGGGUUGAAGUGUGUGUUUUUGGUGUAAUAAAAGCAGGCAGGCAUAUAGAUGUGAUGCUCAAUGCUACUCAUGGAUGUAUGUUUUUAGUUCUUGGUUUCUAUUAAUCAUGUGUUUUGGGGGUUGCA
Messenger RNA from Cynara cardunculus var. scolymus (artichoke), 589 nucleotides. Its product is annotated as metallothionein-like protein type 2. The record is from RefSeq and is a predicted model, not a curated record. The transcript has 3 exons. Gene Ontology annotation, molecular function: metal ion binding. The coding region runs from base 98 to 337 and encodes 79 amino acids. NCBI's taxonomy places the organism in Eukaryota, Viridiplantae, Streptophyta, Magnoliopsida, Asterales, Asteraceae.